UUUAUCUUCUCCCCAACAUUUUCUGUCAACCUCCAUCUAUUUUCAAUAAACUUCAUCUUCACCGCCGGUGAUAGUCCCUAGCACAUUCGUCGUCCUAUAUCGGCUGCAUCUUUUCUAUCAGACUAUUUUACCUCCAUCUGUAUUAGGCAAAUACGUCAAACAAAAAUCAACUAUAAAUCCUGUCAUCAAUGGAGAAUGAUCUCAUUUUCAGACCCAACUGGGAGAAUUCAGUGGAUGAGAAUGAUCCCUUUGAGUCAGCACUGAGCUCCAUGGUCUCCUCUCCAACUGCUUCAAACAACAACUAUGCCAAUGGCGAAAACAUUGUUUUGCGAGAGCUAAUUGGGGGAGAUUAGGCAGCAUUUGCAAUUCCAGAGACUUUCUCUCUCUUCCGCCACCAUCAGUUGAAGAAAACUUGGAAUCAAUUCUAGCUCCCCAUACCAAUUCAAAGCUUUCCAAUCAGAUCCAAACUCGCCCUAGAAAGAAAAAAUCCGCUCCCAGAGGAAAGGGGAAACACGCCCCUGCUCCUCAUCUUAGCGCCAAGAGAAGCAUGAUUCGAAGCUUCCAGAACCACCUAAGGACUACAUCCAUGUCCGAGCUAGACGCCCAUAGCCUCGCAGAAAGAGUUCGUUGAGAGAAGAUCAGUGAGAGGAUGAAAAUGUUGCAACAUCUUUUACCUGGUUGCAAUAAGGUGUUUUGGUAAGAUUCAGAGUUUUCGGGAUAAUCAUUUCUCACAAAAAAAGUGGUGCUAUGCUAUGUUUAGGUUACUGGCAAAGCCGUUAUGCUUGAUGAGAUCAUUAAUUAUGUUCAGUCUCUAUAGCACCAAGUUGAGGUAAGAAUUCAACAAUCAAGAAUAUGUUUUUUUUUAUGUGUCUACAGUUUGUUAAUUGUUGAUUUCAGCCUUUUAUUAGCAAUUUUAUUGUGUAGUUCCUUUCGAUGAAACUGGCUACUGUUAAUCCAAGAAUGGAUUUCAACAUGGAAGCAUUAAUGUCUAAGGAUAUGUUUCAGUCUCGUGGCUCGUUGUACUCAUCGGUUGGCUACCCGUUCCCAUCUCCAUGUGGGAACGAUCCGCCUUUCCAGCCUAGCAAUGGGAGAAACCAGCGGAUACAGAUGGAGAAUUUUGGUGCCUCUCAAGUUUCGUCGUUUUGGGAAGACGAACUGCAUAGCGUUGUGCAGAUGGGAUUCGGACAAGGCCAGAUGCAAAACUUUCAAGGGAUUCUUCCCAAAGCUCAAAUGAAAGUUGAGCUAUGAUGGGUUCAUUUUCAUAUACCAUUCUUGAUUUCUAUUCAAUUUGAAGCCCCAAGUGAGAGUGGCUUCUGUAUAUAGUGGGAAAAAACUCUAACCUUUUCAAGCUAUAGAAAUGGUGACAGAAAAUGGAGCCUUCCCCUUCAUUGAUUCUUGCUCUGUAUUUUGAUAUGAUUAUCAAUUUUUUGGGGAAAAAAGUUUCCACAACCACUAAUUAGUAGAUGAAGGGACAAUCAUAAUGCCAUUUCCGCCCGUCCCAUAAAA
This is a messenger RNA of Salvia splendens (bonfire salvia), 1506 nucleotides long. RefSeq names its product transcription factor bHLH77. The transcript is spliced from 5 exons. The coding region runs from base 934 to 1248 and encodes 104 amino acids. The record is from RefSeq and is a predicted model, not a curated record. Lineage: Eukaryota; Viridiplantae; Streptophyta; Magnoliopsida; Lamiales; Lamiaceae.